AUGAAAACGCUCCAAAGGACACCACCACAUUGGGCCCAAGUUCCAAGCUCAUUGGAUGAAUUCCCAAGAGAUGACAAUGCAAUUUCUAUAAAUCCGUGGAGUUACUUACAUAGACUAGGGAUGUACAGAUGUUUAAUUGAAGCAACAGGCAAACGACUUCAUGGAACAAAAUUAGAUGGAAAAUGGAACCUUCUUUGGGGUUUACCAAUUCAACAUGGUUGGCAAUUCCAAACAGGGCGCUUGCGAGAUUUCACAAAUCAAACAUAUUGUGGUUUCAACGGAGCACAAUCUGAGAUGUUUUGUAUUUCCCCAAACAGUUGGUGGGCUGAUAUGAAUUAUUAUUUAUCAGCGUUUCCAUUUCUAGCUGCUGUAAAAGCUGGCGUUUUUAAGUGUCCGAAAACAAAAUGUUCACCAAACCGAGCAGCAGUGAAGCUUUGGAAGGCACACGUGGGAUCAAUUGAAGCAGGCAUGAGGUUGUUCAACGAUGAGUUGAGAUAUCUAUCAACAAAAGAACGUAAUUUUGGAAAAGGUUGGGUAAAGAGUGUCACAAUGUUGGCUGCUGUUAGAUUCAAGACAAAUAUGAGACAAACAGAAAAAUUCCAGACACUUGGCCUACCUAAAAGAAUCCUAUGGGAGACCGAUGACGCCCCCUAUAUCCCAGAUAUGUCACCAACAGAGAACACCUUACUUGAUGUCUUAGAUCAGCUACUCUAUUGGGACAACUUUCUAGGUGGUUAUAUUGUAUCUGGAUGGAACAGUGUAAUGUGUAAUGAGGCAGCAAGAAAAAUGGGGCGUGCCACUUUGAUGGAUUUACUCACUCAGAGCCAUCUUAGAACAGCCAAGGACAUCUUCUUAAUAUUAUGGACUACAAUAACAACUGAUUGUCAAAAAAUACCUAAUAGUUAUGUUAAUUAA
Owenia fusiformis is the source of this 915-nucleotide messenger RNA. The record is from the annotation of a GenBank genome assembly. NCBI's taxonomy places the organism in Eukaryota, Metazoa, Annelida, Polychaeta, Sabellida, Oweniidae.